CAGGUGUUCACGGCCACAAACGCAUUAGGGUUAGGUAUUAAUAUGCCAACAAUUCGAGCGGUAGUGCACGUUGGAACAAUUCGAAAAAUGCGGUAUUACGCGCAGGAGAGCGGAAGGGCAGGGCGUAAUGGGCGGAAGAGUAAAGCAAUAAUUAUGCACGGAUUCUGA
Mytilinidion resinicola is the source of this 168-nucleotide messenger RNA. RefSeq lists its product as uncharacterized. The annotation marks the transcript as partial. Gene Ontology annotation, biological process: double-strand break repair via homologous recombination. The record is from RefSeq and is a predicted model, not a curated record. The transcript has a single exon. Gene Ontology annotation, molecular function: 3'-5' DNA helicase activity; four-way junction helicase activity. Gene Ontology annotation, cellular component: cytoplasm; chromosome. NCBI's taxonomy places the organism in Eukaryota, Fungi, Ascomycota, Dothideomycetes, Mytilinidiales, Mytilinidiaceae.